Messenger RNA from Paramisgurnus dabryanus, 932 nucleotides. The record is from RefSeq and is a predicted model, not a curated record. NCBI's taxonomy places the organism in Eukaryota, Metazoa, Chordata, Actinopteri, Cypriniformes, Cobitidae.
GAAAACGUCCCCUUUAAACAUUAAAUUAACGAUUUCUGUUUAUCAGGUCUCAAGUAAGACAAGUGAUCUGCUCAGAAUAAGCUGCUUUUGGACUUCCUCUUUUAUUUCUACCCUGAGAACUUCAGAAGGCAGUGACUUAGACUGGACCUGAUUCCUUAUACAGCAGUGCACGCUUGAGAAGAAGAUGUUCUACCAGAACCACAGUCCAGAAGUUGUAAGGAGAGGAAAUGGGAUUGAGUUUAAAAAGAAUGGGUUCUUUGGAGAUAGUAAAGAGGAGACGUCACUCAAGGUCACCCUGCUUGGCUAUAAGGUUAUGGAGCAGAAGACAAAAUACACAGUCUAUAAGAUCCUGGUAAAGCGAGCGCCGGACCAGAGCUGGGUCAUUUUUAGACGAUACACAGACUUCUCACAACUACAUGACAAGUUAAGGGAGAUGUUUCCCUUAUUUACCUUUUCCUUGCCACCCAAGCGCUGGUUUAAGAACUUUAGUGCUGAAUUCCUGGAGGAGAGAAAACUAGCCCUUGAAGACUUUCUGCAGAAUCUGGUUGCCAACAAAGAUGUGAUUAAUAGUGAAGCAGUCAGAUGGUUUUUAUGCUUAGAUGAACCACCUGCAGCCAUUGACGGUCUUGACGUAAGUGUGAAUUCAUAUUUACUUCAAUUGCUUUCAGUGAAUGUUUUGCACAUAUUUAUUAGCUCCAGGCACACAUCAGCUUAUAAUCACAUUCCUAACCACAAACAAAAAAAUGUAUUUAAAACACACAAUGGAUAAAUUCCUUUCUCUUGCUAUUUGUUUACAAGGCCUGUUGCGACACCAAUUAUUGCCUUCAAAGACCAUCAGUGGAGAGGAAGUGUGAAAUUGAGACCCUGAGAAACUUCCUGGUGCACAAGGAGCUUCAAAUUAGCAGGCCUGAGAGAGCAAUGAUGUAAAGUAA